ACUUGGGCCGCCCGAGGCAGCAGCCGCCGCUUCUUUCGUUUUCCGCUGCGAGUGAGCGAGAUGUCGGCGCGCUGUCGCUCCGCGGGGCUCCUCCUCUAUGGGGCGCUGCAGCUGGUGGGGCUCCUGAAGGUGUCCUCACUACCGUACAACCCACUGAAUCAGAACCAGUGCCACAAUCCAAGCACGGAGCAAUAUGACGAAGCCAUCCAUAAAUGUUGCAGCUUGUGCCCUCCAGGUUCCCGCGUGCUUGAAAAGUGCACUGAGAACGCUGACACGAAGUGCGGAGCGUGUGAUGAGGGGACAUAUACAGAUGUCUGGAGCACAGCUGGACUCUGUUUCAGCUGUUCGCCAUCAUGCAAAACAGGAUUGGUUCAAACAAAGGAGUGCACUCGGACGCAAGACAGAGUAUGCCAGUGUCCUCCUCACCACUUCUGCCAACUGGCCCUCUCAGGUACCUGCAGGUGGUGCAAGUUAUACCAGCAAUGCCAAAAAGGCUACGGAGUCGCAACACCAGGCACAGAAAAGAGCGAUGUGGAAUGUGUGCCCUGCGGUCCAGGCACAUUUUCAGAUGUGGAGUCCCACAGCGCCUCCUGCAGGCCUCACAGGAUUUGUGAAUCAGAAAUCACUCCCGGAAACAGCACCCAUGAUGCAGUUUGCAACGAUCCUGGCGCGCCUGUUGUCACCAUGGCCACUCUUCUGCACACCACAGUCACUGAAAAGACUCGUUUGGUCACCACGAGUCCGACAGGGAAGUCGCAGGAGGUUCGGCAACAGCCUCCAGCAGAUGUGUCUCAAAUUGCUGGUUUGGUGGCCGGAGUGGCGUGUGCCGUAUUUGCACUGAUCGGAGGGACUUGUGCCUGUUUUGCUCUGAGGAAAAAAGGCCACCUUUACGUACUGCCUUUUGUCAAGGAAAAACAGGUGAGUGACAGCCUCUUUUCCAAUAUAAAGGAGAAUUUUGUAUUUUCAUCUCCAGCUAUACCAAGCAUGGAUACUCCUCCCUGCGUGCCACAGCCAGCAUCUGUGGGCAGCUCCAAUGUGCCUCUGCAAAUCCCCACUGCACUAGGUCACCGAGUCCAUGAGGCAUCUACCAUUUUAAUUACCCAUAAUACCCCUGACAUGGUGCUUCUCAUGGAGAACCAUGUUAAUAUCCCAAAAUGCCUUGGGCCGUUUUCGUGUCCCGAAAAUGCAUCCCCCAACUGGCCUCAGGACACCAACGCCCAGCAGCAGGAGGAGCAGAAUCUCCUUCAGGUCUCCGCCUCAAGCAGCGGGUCUUUAGAUAGCCCACUGGCCUCUGAGAAAAGCAGUGGGGUCAGCAGCGAGGGCACUUUAAGCACCGACACAGAGAGGACUCAACAAAGAUCUUCUCCAUCAAAUACCUGCGUGCAUCACAGUGGCGCAAAUUCAAGUAAGAAGUCCAAAAGCACCAGGUGGAAAGAUGGAGUAAUCGUUUGUGCAGUUAUCAAAACGAUCUCAGCAAACACCUUCUUCCAAAAUUUGGCCACCUUUCAGCCACCAAAUUUCAGUCCCGCCAUGUGUGAUUAUAUGUACCGACCACAUGGCAGCCCCUCCAACACAGUGAAGAUGCACAAAGGAGAGCUAUUGUGGAGUAAAGUGCCAGCUAUAAAUUGGUUUUGCCUUCUUAUUUUUUUAAUAACAGAGCAAUCCAGCAGUGGAGGAACACACGUCAACGUCAGUUGCACUGUCAGCAUCUGUAACGCUUCGGACCACAGCUUGCCGUUCCAGUUGCUGAAUGGUUUGGGUGCCGCCGAUUCCAGAGACUGCGCUUUAGCAGAAGACCUUCCCCUGUCAAAGGAAGAAAGCGCCUUGAAAAAGGAGAGCGGGGCGCAGAUUGCGGAAGAGGUUGAGGACAAUAUGGACGCGAUUGACCACAGCAUGGGGAAGGCACUUCCACUGAGCAUACAAGAUGUGGGCAUGAAGGCUACAUGAGGGAGGCUUGUGGAGACUCGCCGAGCGUGGCACAGCAGUUUUUUUGUAUGUUACAAAUGGAUCACAAGCCCGUCACGGGUUCUAGGGAAUCUCAGGUGCUUAAUUAGUACAUAAAAGGGGAAGAAAAUGAACUUUGUGAGAAAUAUACGUAGUAGUAUUGAAAUUCCAGGAUUUGUAGGUGACUAAAGAUGCAGAUUCUGGAGUGUGUUGAUCACAUUGCCCCAUUCCUCUCAUUCUGUGCCCAGUUGACACCUCAAAACAUGCCCUCCCCCCCGUGCCUCCAUCCCACCUUUUUCUUUCCAUCACCUCUUCCUGCUUUUUGGCCUACGUGUAUUAUUUUUGCUUAGGGUGCAGGAAGUCCCGGGUUCAAAUGCCAGACAAGCUCUGCCCAGGGAGUGGAGAAAUGCUGCCUGUGUUUUUAGCAACUGGAAGAGAGAUGUUGCUCUGUGGCAUUGUGUAGACCAUAUUGAACCAGAUGGAUUAAUGGUCCAACCAUAAGUCAGCUUCCCGUGGGAGCGUAUAUAGAGCACAUGCAUUGCAUGCAAACAAGUCCAAUCUUUGGUAUCUCCAG
Lacerta agilis (Sand lizard) is the source of this 2518-nucleotide messenger RNA. Its product is annotated as tumor necrosis factor receptor superfamily member 1B-like. The transcript has 10 exons. The record is from RefSeq and is a predicted model, not a curated record. Gene Ontology annotation, molecular function: tumor necrosis factor receptor activity; tumor necrosis factor binding. Gene Ontology annotation, cellular component: membrane. The coding region runs from base 61 to 1947 and encodes 628 amino acids. NCBI's taxonomy places the organism in Eukaryota, Metazoa, Chordata, Lepidosauria, Squamata, Lacertidae. Gene Ontology annotation, biological process: apoptotic process; regulation of T cell cytokine production; regulation of T cell proliferation.